Onychostoma macrolepis is the source of this 2142-nucleotide messenger RNA. RefSeq lists its product as uncharacterized. Gene Ontology annotation, cellular component: membrane. The record is from RefSeq and is a predicted model, not a curated record. Lineage: Eukaryota; Metazoa; Chordata; Actinopteri; Cypriniformes; Cyprinidae. The transcript has a single exon. Gene Ontology annotation, molecular function: G protein-coupled receptor activity. The coding region runs from base 22 to 1074 and encodes 350 amino acids. Gene Ontology annotation, biological process: G protein-coupled receptor signaling pathway.
CGAGUGGACAGAGAGGGAAUCAUGAACGCUACGUCUUAUUUCCAAGAGGAUGAGGAGACCGAGCUGGGCUUGGUGGGGGCCUGUGUGAUCCUGGGGGUGUGUUUCCUGGUGGGCACACCUGGGAACCUGCUGGUGGUGUGGACCAUCUUGAAGCACGUGAAACAGCGUUCGCAUACGGUGCUUCUCAUCCUCCACCUGGCAGCCGCAGAUCUUCUGGUGCUGGUCACUCUGCCGCUGUGGAUCUACUCGCUGGCCUAUUCCUGGGUGUUUGGAGAGGCUGCCUGCAAAGCCAUGGUGUACAUCAUCAACGCCUGCAUGUACAGCAGCGUCUUCAUCAUCACCAUCAUGAGCGUGGAGCGCUUCCUAGCUAUCAGAUACCCCUUCACCUCAGUCAGAUGGAGGAGGAGACAAGCACUGAACAAGGUACUUCUAACGAUAUGGAUGGCUUCAUUUCUCCUCAGUAUUCCCGUCAUUGUAACUCACACUUUGGGAGAAGCUCAUGGACAAAAUCAAUGUCUGUUCAGGGAGUAUGAAUCUGAUGCCCAGGAGGCCGUGUUGCUCAUUUUAGAGUCUCUUAUAGGCUUUGUCAUCCCUUUUUUCACUCUGUUGGUUUGUUACGGCUGCCUCUUCAGUCGCAUAGCGCAGAUGAACUUCAAGUCCAAGUGCAAGUCGACAGUUCUCAUCUGCAGUGUGGUGGUGAUGUUCGCUCUCUGCUGGAUUCCUCAUCAUGUGGGGAACCUUCUUUCCCUCAUCUCGCUCGCUCUCAAGCAUUCAAACCCCAACAUGGCGCAAAGUUUGGAGGAAGCCUGCACCACAAUGACCAUUAUAGCAGGAGCCCUGGCGUUCAUCAGUAGCUCAGUCAAUCCAGUGCUUUAUGUGUUUGCCGCGCGUACCUUCCGCAGCUCGCUCCGGGAAACUGGAAUACAGAAGCUCUUCCAGCAUCUGUCCAGUGCAGUGUCAGGUGAAGGGAAUAAAGAGUUAUCAUUUGUGUCCAAAAGACAGAGUUCACACACCACCAACUCACAGUGUCUCACGGACUCAAAAGUGCCUGUAGACGUGGCUAUGGAAUCAUGAUCAGUACCUCAGACUGAGUCUGUAAGAAGCUUUAUACCCAGGAACUCAAUAACAAUAAUAACCAUUACAACUGUUAUUUCUCAAAAAGGAAUGCUUGAAGUUUUUAAUGUAAUUUUGUAUUUCAGAAUUGCAUUCAUUUUUUAAGUAAAAUAUUUGCUUGUUCUUUGUGUUCUGAGUAUAUUCACGUUAUCUUAAAUAGCAACUGCAUAUUCUACGAUGAAACCACUUUUAUAUUUGUGAUAUAACUCAAAUGCCUUUAUAGCAAAUAUUUCUGUCUGUUUACAAUCAAAUUCCCAUGGUAUCUUAUGUAAACAGACUGGCUUUAGUCUUACAUCUUCUAUGAAUUAUGAUUUCAACAGCUUCCUUCUUCUUGCAACGUGUGUGUUUGUGAUUCUUGUAACAGAGUGAAAGAGGAAGUGGGCAUUAAACGGAACAGAUGUCCGUCUAGAAGAAGAUUCCACUGAAAUGUCAUUCUUUUCUAUAUUGCUCCUUACAUGUGAAAAUAAACUGUUAUUUUUUAAAACCUAAACAUAUAAAUGAUCUUGCAUAGGGCCACUGUCUAAAGCAAAAGAAAAACUUACCAGGCUGUUUCUUCAUCUGUGAAAUCUUUUGUGGCACUUUUCAGCGAUAUACCUUUAUUAACUGAAUUAAAAUAAUAAAUAAAUUUGUUGAAUUUUUGAAAUGCAAAAUUUGUACCUAAAGGCUGGAAUACAUUACAAAACAUUUGUAAAAUUUUUUGCCCUGAUCAGCACUCUGGAUGAAUCAGCUCUAGUUGGCCAAAGUCAGAGCAAGUCUGCAGAUUUUGGUCAGUCAGAGUUGAUGGAUUUCACAGACAAUUGCACAGUGUAGGAUGGGCACAGGCUCUGAUUUUUUAAGCUUCAGACUGUGAUUACAUCCGGUCCAUGUUUGAUACUGUGAGCUGAUUUUAGAACACAUUGUUUCCAUUUGUUAUGUGUCUCUUAGCAACGAAGCGCAUGUUUCUGUGUGAGUUUGCUGUUUUCAGAACAACUUUGAAGCCUAGUAGUGUGCUGUCCUCAGUUGUUUAGUGUACAAUGCCCAAUUUUUCUU